AGUAAAGUGAAUUUUCUCAUCAAGCCGUGUGAGGGACAAAUUAUUUCUGCUGUGACUGGUGUUGGUAGAGAAUCUGAUUGAAAGAGAGGAACAAUGAUACCACAGAGCAGCUGACAGAAACAGGACUGUUGUUGACAGGAAAAUCUCAUAUCCUACACUCAAUCCGGGAGGUUGGUGUGAAGAAGCUUCUGAGUGAUUCUUGUCAGUCCAAAGUUUUCUUUGUCAGACAUUUUGUAUUUGGGAAAUGUAUGGAAACAACGCUCCCUUCUCUUAUUCCCCAGGGGGUUUCCCACAAGAGGACCUUCCUCAGCAGAGGUGGGGUUUCCAACAAGAUGACCUAAGGGGUUCUCCACUGCAAAGAAGCAACACAUCCAGGCCCAAUGGCAAAUCCAUAUACAUGCAGAGAAAGGAGUACUCUGAUGUGCUGAACAGACAUCCUGACAACCUUCAUGUCAGAGUGGAGCAUCUGUUCACCUGUGAUCUGGAUGGCCGGGAGAUGAGGUCAGUGGAUGACUGUGUGGCCAAGCUUAAAAGGCUGGAUGUCAAAGGUCGCCUGUGGCCUCAACAAAUGGUCAUGGAGGCUCAGGGAGGAUAUCUGCUACUCAGUGACAUUGAGACCAAAGCAGAGCUGGAGGCGCUGCCUUUGAGUAGCAUCCAAAACACCAAAGCUGUGUUGGAUACCUGUGCCUACAACUCUGUGUUGACAGUAACUUUGCAGGAACGCAGCAAACGCAUCACUCAGGUCUACUUGUUCCAGUGUGAGGAGACUGGGGCGGACCUCAUCAAGAGGGAUCUGGAUAAGAUCAUCCAAAAAGGAGGUAGUCAUGUGGAACCACGCAGGGAGCAGCCAAACAUCAGGGGUAAUCAUGAGAAUAUCUUAGGGCAACAUGCUUCAGGUUCAAGUUUCAGACAGGCUGGGCCUCAUCCUAUGCAACGAGAAAGGACCCUGCCACUGCCAGACCACCUGGCGCCACAGUGGGGCAACAGCAGAGAACCAGAAAUUAUGCCUCGCCCACAAAUCUACACCCCACAUGAAGAACUGAUGCAGCAGCCUGAUCUUCAUGAACUACAGAGCAGCCCAGAUAUGGGUCUGUCACCUGAGCAUAUGGACACUGACAGGAACAUGGACAUUUUGAACCAUGUUUUAGAUGAUAUGGAGAUUUUCAUGGGCAAAGUGUCUGCUGCAUUAAAUGCACCUCCAGGGCAAGAUAAGAAGAGCAAAAAGAAAGGCUUAAAGAAGAAGAAGAAGAAGGAGAAAUCUAAUGAAAAUGCUAUUAGUCUGCCAUAUUGGGAGGAAUAUGUGUCCUAUCUUAAGAAAAUUAAAUAUGGAUUCAAUCUGCUGGGCCAGUUGGACAGGGCAUUGAACAACCCCAGUGCUCCUGACUAUGUUCACAUCUUCUUUAGUAGUUUAAGCACGAUACUGCCUCAUUAUCCUGCAGACCUGCCUCCCACUGUGCUCUCUCCACUGCUGACAGAUGCGGCACUGCGGUUGAUGGGUGAGGUCGUUAACCCAGAGGAGGACCAAAUCUGGAGCUCUCUGGGAGACUGCUGGAAUAUCCCCAGAUCUAGAUGGCCAGAUGAUGAUGUCCCACCUUACUACCCAGAGUUCUACGAUGGCUGGCAGCCUCCUGCCCCAAUACGCCUGCCUUCCCAGCCAGCUUUCCAGAAUAGUCCAAUGAGCAGGAGCAACAGCCAGCGCUUCCCAUCUGGUCACCCCAACGGACAGAUAAACGACAGUCAGGGUUUCCCACCCAGAGGGAUGCAAGAGCCUAUGAGCAACAGUCCAUGGAGUUCCCGACCGCCAUCCCGCUCCAGUGAGUCACCCCUGCACAUGCGUGUCAUUUACGACUUUAUGGCCAGGAACAACCAAGAGCUCAGCUUAAUGAAGGGGGAAGUGGUCGAGGUGAUUAAUAAAACAAAGCAGUGGUGGCUCGUACGUAACAACCGUAACGAGGAAGGCAACGUUCCUCAGAACGUCCUGGAGCCGAUGAACAGGGCCGGGCCCAUAGACGAUCUGCGAGACCCUCGUGGCCCAGUGACUCUGGACAUGCACUCCAUGCCUGCAGAGGUCAAAGCCUGGCUGGACUACAAAGGUUUCUCCAAAAUCACUGCAUCGAGCCUUGGAGUGCUGAAUGGUAAACAGCUGCUGGGGAUGACCAAGGAUGAGAUAAGGACUGUGUGUCCAGAGGAGGGAGGGAAGGUCUUCUUCCAGCUUCAGGCUGUUAAGUCAGCCAUUGCUCUCGCAAGUGAACCGUCAGGCCCCUACAACGGCCGCUACUAAUGAACAACGACAUGGCAAAAAGUUUCUCCUGAAUCUUCAUCCACAGAUCAACAUCCAGAUUUUUUUGUCCAAUUCAUUAUGUCAUAAAUUAGUUUGUGUGGAUGACAUGACUGAAAUGCUGAUUUCUUACUGAAUUACUAGAUUUAGUCAAAUAUAUUACUAGCAGCAAAAAUUGAGAUUAUUUGUAUGUUUGUUUCAUGUAUAGUUUUCUGAAUUGUGGUUAAAUAAAAAAAUGUAUGUAGACCUUUGUUCAAUCAAACAU
Scomber scombrus (Atlantic mackerel) is the source of this 2543-nucleotide messenger RNA. It is a transcript of the gene eps8l3b, whose product is annotated as EPS8 signaling adaptor L3b. Gene Ontology annotation, molecular function: actin binding. Gene Ontology annotation, biological process: regulation of Rho protein signal transduction; positive regulation of ruffle assembly; Rho protein signal transduction. The transcript is spliced from 21 exons. The record is from RefSeq and is a predicted model, not a curated record. Gene Ontology annotation, cellular component: ruffle membrane; vesicle; plasma membrane. The coding region runs from base 245 to 2281 and encodes 678 amino acids. NCBI's taxonomy places the organism in Eukaryota, Metazoa, Chordata, Actinopteri, Scombriformes, Scombridae.